AUGCCCGUCACUGUGCCCCUCUCGUCCGUCGCCGUCGCCGUCGCCGUCGUGACACGUUGGUUAGAGACAGCUUUCGAGCCUUCUCCCCUCGGCAACGUCCACUUUUCAUCUUCCACUUGCUCCGAACGUCCCUCUACUUCAGUCUCCAGGUUGUCCUCUCACCAUGUCGGAUUUGUUCAGCUGGUGGCUGACGACGACCACGUUCACCUCCUCAGUGACUUUCUUCGACAUGUCAUAUCACUCGACUUGUUCCCUCAACACCCACCCGACUGUCUUCCUCACCUUCAGCAUCUCCAUGACGUUGCCGUCUCGGCCACUCCCGUCCACGGCGAAUCCGGUCUAUCCCAUCUCCUCUGGUCUUCCUUGUUCUUGUCCAUCAACGCUGUGGAAGAGGCUUUGAGACUCCCACCGAGCUCUCUCUGGUUCACCACCAACAGCAGUGUCAUGGAUCCAACGUCUGGGCCAAGGUCAGGAAGGAGGACGGAUUUCAGGAAAGAGUUAGUAAACGAUAUUCCUCUCUUUCAACUCAAGACACCUGUCAGCGCUCCGGAUGAAACGAUGAACGCCUUGCAUGUUCUAGCUCAUGAUGGGAUCAGUAUCAGCAUCAGUCUAGAUGGUCAACAACCCGUUUUCAACGAUCCUCAAAGGGGUCCGUUACCUGGAAUGGACAAGGAGAGACAUCUCCUCUUACAGAUUCUGGGUGCCAUAUUGACUCAUCGAUCUCGUUAUGCCAUCUUAUCCAAUUACAACGUUUACAUUCUAUUCCAUUGGGAUGAUCAACGAGCUAGGCUUGGUGUUUCCAGACCUAUCAAAAGGACCGGAGGUUGGUGGAGCGCUCCAGCUGGUACAUCGACCGAAGAUCGUAACGGCAGACGUCUUUUAACCCUCAAACCUUUCUCACUCUCACUCGCAGUAGGACUAGAUUCAAUCUUUGCCAACUCUGGUCUUCUAAACCUUCCGACCAUUCCGUGGACACGUAUGAGUCACCCGGCUGGAGACACAUAUCACCUCCGUCAAGAUUCACAAACCUCUCACCACCACCACGACGAUACUUCUGCCCCCUCACAAGGACAAUCUCAUCAUCAUCCGUACGGUUCUGGACGUUUCUUGUCCAGACCGUCAUCGGUAGUAUCCCAAGAUGAUAAUCGUCCGAGGACACCUUCCGCCACUUCUUCACCGUCGACGAUGACGACGGACACUCCUUCGCCAAAAACUCACAAGUCUGAUCGUGUUGUCAUGACCGAGCCUGUAGAAAUUCUCCUACACGAUGAAGAGGGUUCUGACAUGUCUUUUGGUGAACGUUCGUCGGUUUCCCCUACUCGAAACAAGACGACACCCUCAAUCCAAAUCCCUCCACAACAAAACACCUUGACCAAAAUCCCCCCGUCAUUCUCGUUCAUCGUUUCAAUCCCAACAUGUCCUGAUCGACCCAUAGUCUUCUUCACCGAUCUCUUCUCUGCCGGAUCCGACGCAGCAAACUGGAACAAACCCUGCCCUUCGGCGUUGCCCCGCCUCCGACUUUGCACGAGACGCGGUCAAGGUAGGAUAUGGACAGCUUAUCAAAUCAAAUACCCCGAACAAGUCUACCCUCACGAAAAUGUCAAAUUCACCAUUUGUUUGAAGGAGAGGAUCAUCAAGCUAUGUGACCUCAAAGAUGAACACCCGUUGUUCGUCGACGAAGCUUUGAAAGCCUGGCGUGCAGAAAUGAAAUUCUUAAACACGGUUCGACUAUUUCCAGAACUAGGUUUCAUCUGUAAAGCCACCGGAUCUUACAAAGGGUUUUCUUCAACGACCAUUAAAGAGGGUGGAGAUGAAGCGCAGUUGGAUCAUUUGGCGAUAAUCAUGGAAGAUGGGGGUGGUCGAACAUGUACUACCGAUUUGGAUCAACCGUUACCAGAGGAAAAAGAAGAAAUAAUAUCACACUACACACUCCUUUCCAGACGUCGCAUAAUACACGGAGACGCCCAUCCCCGCAACUGGAUCAGGGUCGAAGCGAAAUAUCGACAUUGUCUACCUUAUCGAAUCAGAUUGAUCGACUGGGCCAGUGCUUAUUUCGUUUCAGUGGACGACGAGUUGGGAGAUUGGAAAUUACAAUGUCAGAUUGAUGAAAUCAAAUUGGCUUUUGAGCACAAUGACGUCUACAGGUUGUCGGCACCCCAGCAAGUGUGA
Molecule: messenger RNA, 2169 nt
Organism: Tremella mesenterica DSM 1558
Lineage: Eukaryota; Fungi; Basidiomycota; Tremellomycetes; Tremellales; Tremellaceae
Exons: 5
Coding region: 1-2169 (722 amino acids)
Source: RefSeq, a predicted model, not a curated record